This is a messenger RNA of Filobasidium floriforme, 2905 nucleotides long. RefSeq lists its product as uncharacterized. The record is from RefSeq and is a predicted model, not a curated record. Lineage: Eukaryota; Fungi; Basidiomycota; Tremellomycetes; Filobasidiales; Filobasidiaceae. Bases 278 to 2764 code for a protein of 828 amino acids. The transcript is spliced from 5 exons.
CCCACUUUACAAUCCGAACGAUUUAAGGAUCUGGCUUUCUACUAGUUCUAAACCGACAUCACAGAAUCUGGCGCUUCCUUCUUACCUCGUUGCAGCUCCGCAACCAGGAUUGCUACGACCUCUUGCGAGGGAGAAGCGAGAAGCGCUUAGGUAGGGUCGAAGUCUCUGUAACGGAGACUCGACUUUACUAGAUUCGACUCAGCUCAGGAAUAGGGAAUAGUGGCUCAAAUCUUACAAUCACAAAGACACACGAACCAACUAUCUUACGCCACUCAUCAUGCCCCCGAAGAUCGAUUUCAGGAAGCGACAGAAAGGUGCUCUCGUGGAGACGAGCCAGCCCAGACCUAUCCGUAUCUCUGCUCCAGGCCAUAUCCUGGGCAAAGGCCCAGGUCAAGGCAGAAUGGAGGGGGAGCCGACCGACGAGGUGCAGCAAUAUCGUCAGGACAUGGCAAACGCUCCACCUCGGCUUCGGGUCGAGCUCACACCGCCUCCACCUAGCUCCAGCGAACGAGGAAGAGGAACGUUUCGGGGUGGUAGAGGCAGAGGAGCAAGGGGCGUCAGAGGAGGAAUAGCUGGACGAGGUCGUGGUGGAGCGUUGGGAGGAGGUAUGCCGGGGCCUAGUAGACCCGCUGUUCCACCCACUGGACCUGCUGCAAUGAGUGCUGGUCAACCUGCCAGGCAGGCUUCUGCAGGCCCCGCCUUCCUGAACUUGGGUAAUUCUGCUGGGAACAGCCGAAUUGGUGCGCCUUCGGCCGGAACCUCUUCAUACGCCGGAGGGAGGGCUCCUCAGCCAGCUAUUCAUCCCGAUCGCAAGCCCAUCAUUCAAUCAGCACAACGCCAAAACGCACAGGCUCAAAGCACACCUUCCAAAAAGCUACCCGACCGACCGCUUGCCGACACCCCUCCUGCCAAUACUACCACAUAUCCUCCAGCUCCUCCUGAAGCACCUGACACAGCUCCCUCCCGACCGUAUCAACCUAUGGGCGCUUACGCAAAAGUCAUGCAAAACCGGAUAGACCGCUCUAUCGCUUCUGCCGAGCCGGUCGCACAUACGGCUGAACGUAUGGUUGUGGAGCCAGCGACGCAAACCACGAAUUCGGCAUCUGCCGGCAGUUUCGAGGCAUCCAGUUCUGUGGCAAGCCGCCCCGUUACACCUGCGCCUACCGGCAAACGUGCUGAAAAAUCCACCUUCACCGGAGCUCGUUCUGACACACCUACUUCCGUUGGAAAACGUCCUGAAACAUCUACCUCUACGGUCACAGCAUCAACAAUACCUGCACCAGCAGGAAACCAACCCGAUCCAUCUACCUCUCAGCCCGGAGCAUCUGCCUCUACAGUAUCAGCUGUAUCUACGACGGCCCGCCCUAAGAGCAAACUGAAGUUCAAGCCGAAUCUCACAAAACCUGCUUCGAAGCCUCCAACUGCGACUGAUCGACCAGCUCCGGCCUUUAUCACCCGGGGAAGGGACGCCUACUCGCCCUCAGAACCGGUCGUUCCUCUUCCAUCUGAAUCAUUGAGCUCGGACUCCUCGGAUGAAGAACCGUUGGCUGCAGGUUACCGUGCGAGGUCCCCUACUACCCCAGUCGAACCCGCGCCUGACUUAGAUGUCGAGGUCUUACGUAGCACGCGGCGUAUCGUUGACUACACUGCUCAAGUAAAAACUGAACCCGGAACGGCUGCAAUGAUGGCCUCCAGUAUUGACGAGCCAGAGGAAGAGGCCGUGGAAGAUGCUGAUGACAGUGAGAAACAGAGCUCUACUCUGCUAAUUCUGAAAAGUCAGCGACCGGAUCUGGCGGAUUGCUGGUCUCGCGAUGUGAAAGUCCGAAUUGAGGCUCGAAAGGCAGCACGUAUCGCGGUAGAAAAGGAACUGGAAAACAAGUCACGCAGAAUCACAAGCUCCAUGUGGCGGGAUGACGGCUACGCUGUAGAUUGGGCCCUUAUCAGCCAGGGAAUCGUCACCUACAGUUACGCGCGAGAACUCCGACCUUUCGAGCAACCUGAACAUUUGCGGGAACUCGUCAUCGCCAAACGGACCGCAUGGGAAGAGGAGCAAUUGAAGCAAUGGGAUGCAACUUACCCGGACCGCACACGAGGAAAUAUCAAACGCACGUCAUUCAAGUUCUCAUUUGAAUGGCACCGGCGUUCCGCGACUCUGGAUUCGACGGUUUUGACUGGCGGGCCACCUACCGCUUCUUCUGGACAGUCAUCUAACCCCGCAAAGCGGGUACGUUCGCCUUCUCCAGAGACUGGCCGCAAGAGCCUCAAAUGUUCCAUAGAUCAAGCCGCAAGGACUACCUGCGCCCCGACUCCCGAGAUUGGUCUAUCUGAACAGCCAAGCACAUCGUACACGGCAAUAGAGAUCCUCUACGUUGAGGACCAAAGAGCCAAAAGCCGUGUGCCGGUCGUGCAUCCACGUCAAUACGCUCUAGGCAUCUCUGCGCGAGCCGCAAAAGCCGAUGUGAAAGAAUGGAGCCAACGAUGUUUGCCAAAAAUCACUGGAAAACAAGCAUGGCAUCCCGCAGACAACAACAAAGCACCGGAGAACGUAAGAAAUGCGGUGCGGUCGUUUAUCCAAAAACUCUUUCAGCUUGAAUCCAUUCGAGAGGUACACUCGCUGCGCACCAUGUACCACCCCAACUGCACGAUUUCCGUCUUGGUUCAGGACGUAAAGGGUACAAGUUCGAUAGGGAGGGACCUGGCGAAUUCGAUGACUGGUAUCGAAUUGCUUGCACGCCGCCUUUUUACAUUUGGCAGCAGCAAGUGAGAAGCGAUGCUGCGAAGCUUCUCUUGCUUUGCACCUGCUGUUCAACAUGUACCUCGGGCAAGCAGAACGUAGGAAGCGUCAAGCCACAGACGGUGUUCAACUUCCGACGCACCUGGAUUUUGUCGUUCGACCGCGAUAUUC